This is a messenger RNA of Synchiropus splendidus (mandarinfish), 3788 nucleotides long. RefSeq names its product heparan sulfate 2-O-sulfotransferase 1a (gene hs2st1a). NCBI's taxonomy places the organism in Eukaryota, Metazoa, Chordata, Actinopteri, Syngnathiformes, Callionymidae. The transcript has 7 exons. The record is from RefSeq and is a predicted model, not a curated record. Gene Ontology annotation, molecular function: heparan sulfate 2-sulfotransferase activity. Gene Ontology annotation, cellular component: membrane. The coding region runs from base 423 to 1505 and encodes 360 amino acids.
CAAUCCCAGUAGAAACAGUUCCACUCGACGAAUAGAAAUCCUCGGCAGCGAAGUGGUCUCGACACACAUCCAAUGGACCGAGUGGUAGUAGCGGUGUGGUGCGCUGCUGGUGGGCACACUGGCCGGGACAGAGGAGCGCUUCACGGGGGAGUCAGACGGCAGCGGCUGCAAUAAAGAAUCGCACCUUGAAUACAUUCCGCGUCCAGUUCUAGUGAGGACGGAACCCCGGCAUGGCCGGUGGUGCGGCGUGAGCGCGUCUGUCAAAGCGAAGAUCGGAGGGAUCCGAACACACGCACAAACAUAUACCGAGGGCCAUGCACGGAGGCGCAGACGCUUCGUAGAACCGGUCGUAGAGCUGCGUGUGUUCCGAGCGUCUCCUCCACCUCGGGACAUGGACUGACCCUCGUUCUCCGGAUGAUUUGAUGGGGCUGCUCAGAGUCAUGAUGCCGCCCAAGUUGCAGCUCCUGGCGCUUCUCGCGUUCGCAGUUGCCAUGUUCUUUCUGGAGAACCAGAUCCAGAAGCUCGAGGAGUCCCGGGGAAAGCUCGAGCGAGCCAUCGCCAGACACGAGGUCCGAGAGAUCGAACAGCGCCACACGCAGGUCGGCCUGAGAGAGCGAGAGCUGUCCCUGUCGUUGAUGUCCGAGCAGGACGACGACGUGGUCAUCAUCUACAACCGGGUGCCAAAGACGGCCAGCACGUCCUUCACCAACAUCGCCUACGACCUGUGCGGGAGGAACCACUACCACGUCCUGCACAUCAACACCACCAAGAACAACCCGGUCAUGUCCAUCCAGGACCAGGUUCGCUUCGUGAAGAAUGUGACGGAGUGGAGCGAGAUGAAGCCUGCUUUCUACCACGGACACGUGUCCUUCCUGGACUUCACCAAAUUUGGUGUGAAGAGGAAACCCAUUUACAUCAACGUGAUCCGAGACCCCAUCGAGCGGCUGGUGUCUUAUUAUUACUUCCUGAGAUUCGGGGACGACUACAGACCGGGCCUGAGACGGAGGAAGCAAGGAGAUAAGAAGACGUUUGACGAAUGCGUGUCAGCUGGGGGGUCAGACUGUGCCCCGGAAAAACUCUGGCUGCAGAUUCCCUUCUUCUGUGGACACUAUUCUGAGUGCUGGAACGUGGGCAGCCAGUGGGCUCUGGAGCAGGCUAAAUACAACCUGGUGAACGAGUAUCUGCUGGUCGGUGUAACAGAGGAGCUGGAAGACUUUGUUAUGAUGCUGGAGGCGGCGCUGCCGCGCUUCUUCAGAGGCGCCACUGAGCUGUACAAAACAGGAAAAAAGUCCCACCUGAGAAAGACCACGGAAAAGAAGCCAGCCACUAAAGAAUCAAUCGCAAAACUGCAGCAGUCAGCCAUUUGGAAAAUGGAGAACGAGUUCUAUGAAUUUGCACUGGAGCAGUUUCAGUUUGUCAGAGCGCACGCUGUCAGAGAGAAAGAUGGCGAGCUCUACCUGCUGGCACAGAACUUCUUCUAUGAAAAGAUCUACCCCAAAAACUGAGACACGCUUGACUUUGUGACAUGAAGGGCAGGACACUUGCCAAGAGUGACGGAGUGAAGUGAAGGGCCGGGCGCAGCUGCUGUGAGUCUGACCGUGGUGCAGACCCUCCGGCAAGCAGACUGGUGCCGGCACUCCUCAAAUCUGUGCCUGCCAACUGGACCAAGAGCUUGUGUUACUUCCGUCACGUCAGCAGCUUCCCAGCAGCCCCCUUUCUCUUGAGUGUCAAAGGUCGCCUGAGCUCUACAGAACCAACGGCUGAUCAAGACUUAGUUUGGGUUGUCCCCAUGUACUUUCACUGGCUCUGUACUGUUUGUGUUUGGUUGUGUUUUAACUCUAUUGUAAGUGAAGAAUGUGACAGCUUGAUGGUGACACGACGCUGCCAUGACUCAUCUUCACUGCUGUAUCAGUGAACCAGAACCUUUGAGGUUUUUAUUACACUUUCUUACUGGUCCAUUUUGUUCCAUUUGUUCAAGAAAGAACGCUUGAUGUUAUUGAGCGGCAGAUUUCAAUAGAAACACUUUCUCUCCACAUAAUUGUGACUUUAAUUUAUUUAUUUCAUGGCAGUCAGUUUGAACUUGCUGCCAACCUCAGCUUGUUUACGGUUUUUCCACUUGAGCCGAUGACAUUUACAAGGUGUGGAUAUUUCUGUACAUAACGGUUGUUCAUUUAAAGAUUUCUAAACCUGAAGGAAAAGCAUUUUAAGAAGAAGGCAACUCUACAUUAGAUUCAUAUCCAUUUUAGUUUUGUACAAAAGAAGCAAAGUGUCCGGUGGGGUAGGAUUGUUUUUAACUUUGUUAUUCUACUACACUAAAGGGAUCAUCCAGGCAGUGACUCAUAUUGCUAGAUUGAAGGAUUAUUAAAGACUGCUCUUGAGUAUCUGUGUGCCUUCUUUACCACCAGCUUCAUCAAAACUGCUCUCCUCUUUGACUGACACAACACAUUAAACACACAAUAUAGAACUACUUUAGUUUACUGUGUCUUUCUGCAACUUAACAUCUCCAUAAUAAUAAUGUUGAUCAUAACUACUGAGUGGUGAGUCUUAAUGUUCAAGUCAGGGUGAGUCAUAUUUUUGACCUCCUGUUUGACCUUUCCUCGUGUUGGAAGUGAGCUGCAGAUUCGAGCGGACAAUGAAAUACGACAGCAAUAUGACGUGUGGAUGCGUUACUUAAUUCGACCUAUGGAGGACGCUAAAGAGCAGUAUUGGUUGCGACUACUGGUCCAUACUUUUUUGCAGUACUCGGUGUUCAGAAAAUACCACUGAAGACUUGAAAAUAAUUUUAUUUAUUUGCAAAAUUACCCUCCAUAUUUUAGAUUAUGAUGCUGUCAAAAUAUCACUUAAAUUCGUUUUUUUGUACAUACAGAUAAUAUUAAAAUAAAUUAAGUUUAAAUAUAAUGUCAUAUUGGGGACAUAAGUUUGGAGGUGACCACAAAGACAUAUCGGUUUCAGGACUGCAUGUUAUUUACUAACAAUAGCAUUAGUUUUCCCCCCCUUUUACAAGCAUAAGUAGCACAUAUAAUCUCCAUAUAUAAACAUCCAUGCAUUGGUCAUUAUAUAAAAAGUUAUUACAGUCCCCUCCAUUAAAUACUGAGCCGUUUUGGCGUGACGACAGAUGCUCAGUGUUCAGAACAUUAGGCCUGUGACGACAGAGUCCAUGUGCCUUAUGUAACGCAGCAGUUAGUCUUCACGCUGAGGUGUGACAUGUCAUGCUGCAGCACCAGCAGAGAAGAGUUUAGAGCCUGUCCUGUCCUGCGGUUUCUCCAUAGCAACUCCUCCCGCUUGAGCUGGCUCGAUGGCUCCCGAGUAAACGCUUGACUCUUAUUCAGUAUGACAGCACAUGUUUGCUCUGCAGCGCUGGUUGACACUGCUUCUGCAUGAUAGUGUAGAUUUGAAUGUCAAUCUCUGAUCUGGAUUACACACCUCUUUCUGUGUUUGACUUUCACGUAAAUGUCAUCCAACUGUCGGAUGUGUUGACUCCCAUGAACAGUAUGACACACCAGACAGCAGCACAAUAAUAAAAUAAUCCAUUUAAAAUUUACUGCCUUGCAAACUUCAGAGACGUUUUCCAUAUGCCAGAUUCUUGCUGUUUGUUUGAGUUCCAGAAUGCUGCUGCCACUACUGCUACUUUGCUACUAAAGAUAUGUUAUGGAUCAUAAAUAAAUAACGGGUGAAAACCAUUUUUUACAUACCUGGAAAUGAGCUUGCUGGUUGAGGUCUGCACUUGCCGAUUGCUUUUCUAGUUGUACAAAACAGCCUGUAGUACUUCAGCAUAUUAAAUAACUUGU